CCAGAUUUGUUCAAAUGCCCUGACUAUGACAUCAUGGUACUUCAUGGAAUUGAGGGAGAGGUAACAAGCAAGAAGGUCUUCAAGCUCCCUUGAACUCCUGAUUCCAUUCUCCACUAUCAUAUCCACCAUGGAUUCCAUGAAGUCUCUCUCAGGAUCAACUGACGACUUAACAACUGCAACGCUCUCUCCAAUUCUGUUGCCUCUUGCUGCUGAUAAACAUGCUGUCACAGUACUCUUCCUACUAUCCUGAACUUUCCUUCUUGCAAGCUUCCUUGGCGGUUUGGGCUUCAGCUUUAUCCCCGUGGCAGAGUACUUCUUAUUCCAUGUGGGUUUGCUUGGAGAAGGACUAGACUUGGUCCUUUUCCUAUGAUCAGAAACAGACCUUUGUGCUUUCACAUGGUCCAUCUUAGAUGGCUUGGUAACUCCAGAAGUGUCUCUCUCCCCUCAAUUUUUUCUUUCUUUCUCCCAGAACUCUUUCUUUCCUCGUUAAUUCUUGAGCACCCACGACGCAGUUGUUCCGGAUACCGUUGAGGAUCAGCGUACGGAUCGGCGAUGGAUGAAAUGAAGAAUUGGGCGACUCAUGUCCUGGCAGUGUAUCCGUUUCUCCUCACAGUUGUCAGCUCUCCGGUUUCGAUGAUUCGACAAGCUGUCAGUGGAAUCUCUGCUUUUUCGUCGGGGAGACGUAAUAGCCAGAUCAAAAUCGAGGGGGAAGAGAAAGGUCUGACCUUGUUCAAACCUGCUGCGGUUAACAACGUGGAUGAGUUGCUGGGAGAACUGCUAGUGGAGAUCCUGGUUAGGCUCCCAGCUAGAGAUCUGUUACAGCUAAAAUCCGUCUGUAAAAGUUGGAAUGCCAUAAUUUCAAGCCCCUCCCUGGUUUCCAUGCACCUGAGAAACUACACCAACGGCCCGGCUGGCGCUGCCUCUCAGUUCCUGAUGGUACGCGAGGCGCCAUAUUUUGACGACUACACACGGAUUAAGCUAUUCUCUCCUGAUCAUCACGGUGAUCAUGUGUCAUCAAAAGUUCUGGAAAGUGAAAUGCCCAUUGUCUCCGGACCCUGCAACGGCAUAUUUCUGAUGGCCUAUAGAAAGACGAAAGAUUUCGUGCGCCUGUGGAACCCAGCAACUGGCAAAUCUAGGGAAAUCUCAGUGCCGCCGGCGCCCCGGAAGAGAACCGGAUUCCACUAUUACGACAGCUAUGGGUUCGGGCUAGAUCCAGCGGCUAAUGAUUUCAAGAUAGUUAUGAUUCGGCACUACUCGCAGACGUACAUUGACCCCUCGUCCGUUUUUCUGUCCCGCUCCACUCCCGAAGUUUCUGCAACAGUGGUGGUGUACACACCGGGCACUGAUACUUGGAGGGAGCUGGAAGAGCUGCGGCUUGAACUUUAUAUACUCCACUUCGUCCAAUCUUACAAUUACUUGAAUGGGUUCUGUUUCUGGUUUUGUAUAUCUCCUGUUGCAGCACUGGCAUUCGACCUUGAGAAUGAGGUUUUCCGUGUGGUUAACGACCCGGUGCCCAUUAACUGUACCAUGUAUGCUCAGGGUCAUCGUAAACAGCUUCUUGUGUACAAGGAUACGCUUGCUUUUUUUCUUUUCCGGGAGAGUACCGGUGGUUACGACUUGUGGUUACUGAGUGAAGAAUGGUGUUGGGUGAAAAACUCGACUGUUGCUCCAUUUAUUCCACCUGCUGUGAAGACGGAUGUUGCUGCUGUGGUCGUUGCUGGUACUUGUGCUGACGAGUUGAUUCAUGAAGAACCUUUUAUGUUUGCGGUAGGGUGGUGGAGGGAUGAUGUGCUUGUUCUUGCUAGGGGUUUUGGUAGCUCUAGAAUCCAUGAGUUGCUGUUGUUCGACCCUGCUACUCAGGCCACUAAAGUUGUCGCAGAUGAUAUUUGUGUAGCUCGCAGGAUUUUGGUUUACAAAGAAAGCUUGGUCAAUGUGGGGUGAAAUCACUAGGUUGGAUUAGCAAGUUUGGCAGUGGGACAUCUUUUCAGGUUUUUGUUGCCAACUGGGAAUGAAUUAUGAGCUAUUAUCAGGAUUGUAUUGAAUAUGUUCUGCUAAGCUUACUGUAUGCUUAUUGAGUUUUGUUGUUUAGACAAUGAAUUAAUUAGACUUUGGUGCAUGGUGCUGAGUGUCUGAUGCCUUGUGGUUCACAGGUGAAUUGUACAGCUUAUGAUGAUGAUAAUGAUGUUGGUUCGUAGCUCUGGCCGGUUUCGCUGACAAGUAGGAGUACCUUGGCAGCUGUGGAGCCCUUGUGGCUGCUGCUGCUGAAGGCUUUUCCUUAGAUGAAUGUUGUUGAUGGCGAUGAAGUGUGGUAGGUCUAGAUUUGCUCAUGUCUUUGAGCUUGUAAAACCAUCCAUUCGGGAUCAUGUUUGAUAAUCUAAACCGAUGUUUCAACACCAUGUCUCUUCUUUUGUCCUUGUUCUUCUUUCUGUAUGGGAUUUUUUAUUUGCCGGAGAUAGAAAGAUAAGUAGAAAGAGAGGGCUAUAUAACUAUCAUAGGAGAAGAGUCACAAAUGGUAAUUUUUUUUGAUGAUCAAGGGGGUUAUAAAGAGGAGUCACAAAGGAAUGGAGCAUAAAUGAGACAUCAUCGG
This is a messenger RNA of Linum trigynum, 2587 nucleotides long. NCBI's taxonomy places the organism in Eukaryota, Viridiplantae, Streptophyta, Magnoliopsida, Malpighiales, Linaceae. The record is from the annotation of a GenBank genome assembly.